Saccoglossus kowalevskii is the source of this 570-nucleotide messenger RNA. RefSeq names its product asparagine synthetase domain-containing protein 1-like. Gene Ontology annotation, molecular function: asparagine synthase (glutamine-hydrolyzing) activity. NCBI's taxonomy places the organism in Eukaryota, Metazoa, Hemichordata, Enteropneusta, Harrimaniidae. The record is from RefSeq and is a predicted model, not a curated record.
CCCAUAUAAUGCGAGCAGAAGUAAAGUCAUCUGAGUGAAAACAUGUGUGGCAUAUGUUGUGUAAUUACAGUGGGAACUGAUACCGGUGAUGUUCAGUGGAUUGAUGAUAAAAUUUGUGAGAGUCUGAGAAGAAGAGGACCAAAUCAUUCAGAAAUCGUCCAGAAAUCACUGGGUUCUCACAAUGGACUAUCUUGUUGUAUAAAUUUUUCUGGUCAUGUUCUACACUUGAGAGGAUCUUUAACACCGCAGCCAUUACAGGACCAAAGUGGAAACAUACUGCUAUGGAAUGGUGAGAUAUUUGGAGGAAUAAAUGUAUCUGAAGGUUCAAAUGAUGGUGAUGUUCUGUUGGCCAGUUUAAAAAAAUGUAAUGAAAAUGAAGAAUUAUUGUCUGUGAUGUGCACAGUACAAGGACCAUGGAGCUUCAUUUACUGGCAGGAAAACAAAAAGUAUCUGUGGUUUGGUCGUGAUUUUUUCGGCCGCCGGAGUCUUCUUUUGCAUUUACCGACUUGUCGAAAUGACAGCUUUGUGAUUACAUCUAUUGCUUGCAGACCCCUGACAAGGUCAUCUAAG